This is a messenger RNA of Diabrotica virgifera virgifera (western corn rootworm), 10845 nucleotides long. Its product is annotated as anoctamin-2-like. Gene Ontology annotation, cellular component: plasma membrane. The record is from RefSeq and is a predicted model, not a curated record. The transcript is spliced from 13 exons. Gene Ontology annotation, molecular function: protein dimerization activity; chloride channel activity. Lineage: Eukaryota; Metazoa; Arthropoda; Insecta; Coleoptera; Chrysomelidae. Gene Ontology annotation, biological process: chloride transmembrane transport. The coding region runs from base 317 to 3100 and encodes 927 amino acids.
AUGAUCAACGAUCCUAUUUAUAGAAAAUCAUUUCAUCGCAAAACUAUUUUACAUCAAAGUCAAAGAUUUCCCCCACGAGCGGCUCGACAACACCGCAUCAUCAGUUUCAUUCAGUAAUCGCGGCGACUUCGUGUGAAAAGUGUGGUUAGGUAAGCUGGGGGUCAAAAAAUACAAGAAAUACCUCGUACCUGCUAUAUUUCACGUUGUUUUUAAUAGCACCUGCACUUGUACUUGUUGACACCUCUUCUUAUGCACCCAACACAAGAAAUGGCUACGCACAACUCACCUGGAUUCAUCAAAAUGAUGAUACCAAGUGAUGGAAGAUGACGAUGAUUUCUUCGAUACAGUGUCCGUCAAUUCCGCACACGGGAAAAGAAGGUAUCUCAGCUUGUCGAGGAACACGGUCUACCAUUCCCUCAUGGACCUGGACGGUGGCGGAGGGAACGACCUGGAAAUGGCCAGCUUGGACCAAAACAAGGUUGGACCAAAAAGAGUUGUUAAUACGUACGAACAGUGGAAAAAUAGGAGAUGGAGAAAUUUCUCAAGCAGUGACUUGAGCGUCGACUUCGUUCUGGCUUACGACGAUCAAGGUGAACAGGAAGAUGUCGACAAGAGAGUCACGUUCGAGCAAAAUUUGGAGUCUACGGGACUUUUACUGGAGAGAGAAGAGAACCAGAGAAUACAUUUCGUGAAGAUACACGUCCCGAAGGAUGUGACUAUGAGAUUCGCUGAGAUAUUGAAGUUGAGGUUGCCCAUAAAAGAUACAUUCGAUGACAUUGCAAAACGAAUUGAAGAACAAUGUCCUCUUAAGGAUAAUAUAAUAACCAAAACUGCCGUGAAAAUCUUACAAAGAUUCAAUGUGAUGUUAGAUCCCGAAAAGUUUCCUGUCAAGAAAUACCAACUUACAGCCGAGUUUAACAAGGAUAAAAAUUAUUUAUUUGAUAUAGAUGAUCCCGAUUUCUUCAAUACCUCUGUAAAAAUAACUGUAGUCUCGUAUAUAUUAGAACGAGAAAAGUUUGGAAAAGAGGACCAAGAUAAGGGAAUUAAAAGACUGAUAGCUGAAAACGUUUACAAAGCCGCUUAUCCAUUACACGAUGGCGACCUCCACGAUAGAACCUCUCAACGCAAGCUCCUCCUCGACGAAUGGGCCUCCGUGUCGAAGUUCAUCAAGUACCAACCCCUCGACGAAGUCAAAGAAUACUUCGGCGUCAAAUUCGCCCUGUACUUCGCAUGGCUGGGAUUCUACACCCACAUGUUGAUUCCCGCUUCCAUAGUGGGCAUUCUGUGCCUUAUCUACGGUGCUGCAACCCUCAGUUCGGACAGUCUGAGCAGGGACAUUUGUGCUGCCGCGAACGUUACUAUGUGUCCGAGAUGUGAUAAAUUUUGUGAUUACUGGAACUUGCAGGAGAGCUGCACGUACGCGAAAGUGCAGCAUGUGAUCGACAAUCCUGCGACGAUUUUUUUCGCCGUGUUUAUGUCGUUUUGGGGAACUUUGUACCUGGAGCUCUGGAAACGGUAUAGUGCCGAGAUAGCCCACAGAUGGGGCCUCACAGGUUUCGACCUGCAAGCCGAGCCACCCAGACCGGAAUACUUACUAAAGUUAGCCAACGCUAAAAAGAAGAAACUCAACGUCGUUACGCAACUCCAAGAGCCGGUGGUUCCUUUCUGGAGAGUCAAAUUGCCGUCUCUCAUUCUAAGUUUUUCCACAGCUUUCUUCUGUACGCUGAUAACACUCGGUGUAGUGACGGGAGUGGUCGUCUAUAGGAUGUCAAUCGUUACUUCUGACUUUCUCCAUAGUGACAAUACAAGUUAUCGAAUAUACGUAGUGCCUAUAACCGCUGGUCUAAUCAAUUUAACAUGCAUCGUUAUCUUGAACUUCGUCUACGGUAAGUUGGCCCAAUGGCUAACCGAAAUGGAGUUACAAAGAACCCAAACGGAGUUCGAAGAAAGUUUAACGAUCAAAAUAUACAUGUUCCAGUUUGUCAAUUAUUAUUCGUCCAUUUUCUACAUAGCUUUUAUCAAAGGCAAGUUUGUAGGUUAUCCUGCUAAAUACAACAAGAUAUUUGGAUAUCGACAAGAAGAGUGCAAUCCUGGCGGUUGUCUUAUGGAACUAACCAUGCAAUUGGCCAUCAUCAUGAUCGGCAACCAAGCAGUGAACAACGUCAUGGAAACGCUUAUACCAUUAUGUCUAAAGAUGUACAAAACUUUCGUUGUCACUACCGGUAUUGAGAAGACUAAAACUGACGAAGUGACUUUAAUAAGCUGCAAUCAGUGGACGGAAGAUUAUAAGUUGACCGAAGCUGAAAGUAGCUUAUUUAGCGAAUAUUUAGAGAUGGUACUCCAGUAUGGAUUUAUUACCAUAUUCGUGACAGCAUUCCCGUUAGCUCCACUACUAGCGCUAAUCAACAACGUCCUAGAAAUGAGACUGGACGCCAAAAAGUUCAUAAAAUAUUACAGAAGACCAGUGCCUCAACGCGUCAAAAAUAUCGGAGUAUGGUAUUCCAUCCUGGCGUUCAUCGGCAGACUGUCAGUAGCUUCCAAUGCGUUUAUUAUCGCGUUUUCAUCACAUUUUAUUCCCAAACUAGUUUAUAAGCUGAAGAUUUCUGGAGACCAUACCGAAGAUGGGUUUUUGGAGCACAGUUUGGCAUACUUCAAUACCUCGCACUUUCCUGCUGGCUCGGAGCCUGCCCAUCCAGCCUUUAACGUUUCUGUUUGUAGAUACAACGAAUACAGAAACCACUACAGCUUUGACGACGAGACUCGGUACAAAAGACCUCUGAUCUACUGGCACAUCCUGGCAGCACGUCUGGCCUUCAUCGUGGCUUACCAAAACUUGGUAAGCUUUGUGAUGACAGCUGUCCAAUGGAUGAUACCGGACAUCAGCAGGAAGCUGAACGACAGAAUCAAGCGGGAAGCCUACAGAACGAAUGAAAUAAUUAUUCACAAUGAAACUCAAAGGGCGAGACAAAGAAAGGAGUCCAUGAAAAAGAAGAAGAGGGAUUCCAUGAUGUCAACGUCUACCGUCUAUUACGAUGCCAUCAAUGGAGAUGUAGGCACUGAAGAAGAACCCGCACGAAGUGCAACGUAUUAUGAUAUUUAGCAAUAAUCGUUUAGAAUAAUUGUGAUUUUGUAUAAAAACGUGGCCUUUAACCUUGCCUUACUUCGCAGGGUAACUAGUCGAUUAUUAAAGGGGUUGAAGAAAGGCGAAAAUAGGGUAUUCAUCAUAUUAAUCAAAAGAUCAACAAUCUUGUUAAAUCAAAUUCUACGCUUGAAAUGGCUCAGAUGUACCAAUGUUACUGUAGCAAAUUUCGAAUAAUUCUCGAAUUCAUUCAACUAAAAUUAAUAUUUAUUUUAAAACAAACUUAUAGUUGAGCAUUAUUUGAAACAUUUUACGAUUGCGUAGACUUUUGAUUAUCUAUAGAUUUUGUUGUUUCAGAUCGCGCAGUUUUUACAAAGUAAAUGACAAUGUGUUUUAUAAAUAAGUUUUUAAGCACAAUUUGAUAUCUUAUGCGUACGCUGAAAAAAAUAUAUAUAUUUCGAAUAUUACAAGGAAAACGACGAUCUGGUAUUGUCUACUUACCCCUAUAUUCGUUAAUAUCAAUGUUAUUAUUUAUUAUGAAUUUUCGUUGAACAAUACAUAGACUGAGUACCUACUCAUUAAUUUUGUUAUGAUUGUAUAUGUAAACGGUGUUCUAUAAAGUUUUAUACUGAGAUAAUAUUCUCAAUUAAUAAAAUAUUAUCAUUUGUCCUCACACAGACCUUAAAAUCUAUAUAUAGAUGGUUAUGUUCUUCACUGAUAUGAUUUGUUGUCUCUUGCUCGCUUGAAUUGCAUAGAAACGCAUUAAUGUCUAGAUUUUUGAUCCACGAACUCUUCUUCCUAUAAUUUCGUAGUUUUUUAAAAUAAUAUUAAUAUUGUUCAACAACGCUUAGAGGUAUUUGCCAAUAUACUAAAUUUUUGAAGUUAUACUUUAGGCACGAGGGUGAAUUUUUACAUUCCCUGGCGCAUGCGCACACCGACAGUAUGGUAUUAGUUGCUACAUAUUUUAAGUUAUGUAGCGCAAAUAAGGUGUGCGUGAAAAGAAUAGGUAUAUUAUUAGUGUUUUUAGUAAAUAUAUUUAUUAUAAUUUUUCUGUCUGUGGAUUUGUCUUCCUCCUUAUAAGUAUUAUUGAAAAUGUUUAUUUUCAAUUAAUGUAUAUGUCACCAUGAUUGUAAUUAUGUCCGAGAAAUGAUCGACUGAAUACAAAAGCGGUGGUAGCUGAUCGGUAGAGCAUUCGCCUAGGGAUCGAGAGGUCCCCUGUUCGUAUCCCGGACAAAGUCAUAUAUCCUUUUUUUUUAUUUUUGUUAUUCUUUUUGUUCUUUCUUAAAUUAGUUUAAUAUUUAAAUAUAAUACAAAAAAACUGUUUAAAGUAGAUAGAUUGAUUUCGUUAAAAUCAUAAUAUGAAGUUAGACUAUAUUAUAAUAGAAGUAUAACUUCUUACGUGCGUACCUAGUACACACACAUUCUUUUUUUUUAUAUCGCUCCCCUCCCCGCCCCAAAGGGUAAGUUUUACUGAAAGCAUAGAUGCUUUCUGUAAUAUAUUCCAAUUGGAAACUUAUGCUACAGAUAAGUGCCUGUAGGUAGAAAUUUCUAUUGGGAAGGAAAAAGCGCACUACUUGCCAGAGUGACACCGUACCAACCUUUCGUUGGCACAGCCAGAAGCAAAACCUAAAGAACAAUAUUGGACUGGGUAUGUAACGGAUUAAACGUAACCACUGGCACGAAAAAAGGGUCUCAAAUAGUCGGAAGGCUUUUACGUCAACCUUCGAAGAAGAUAUCCAAAGACCUACUAUAAUUCUUUUCAUGAGCAUUUUUCAGUGCGUCACAAAUGAUAGAAAAAAAGAUAAGUCCGUGAUAAUAUACAUUUAUAACAUUUAUUCUAACAUGACAUUUUAGUUAAAUCUGACAGUUGUCACAUUUUAUUUGCAAUUUGGCAUAAAAACAAAUCAAUUGUGUUUAUUGCAUUUAUAAAAUGGUAUUUUCUUUGAUUUGUAUCGUCUUAUAAAUUGUACAGAUUACAUUCGUAGAUAUAUUAUAUAAUUCGUAAAUAUUUUUUUUCGAUUAUAGCGUCAUCUAUCGACAACUAGAAUAAAUGUUAUAAAUUUCUGUAAUCACAGACGUGCCUUUUUUCUGUCACAUACAAUUUAAUGCGUUAGAAAGAAAUCGAAAAACUGUGACGCACUGACAGAUGUCUAUGAGAAAAAUAUUACAUGAGAAUAGGAAUGAUAUGCGAAAUAAUUGUAGAUCACCUAACAAGACACUGUCGCUUCAAGGGACACAUGAACAAAAUUGGACUAUCAGAAAGUGCGAAUUGCAGAUUCUGUCAGGCUGAUGACGAGACGGUGGAACACGGCCUGCGCAUCACUGUAACUGCCAGGGUUGGAUAGGAUAAGGCUCAAUACAUUUGAGCAUUAUCAACUAGAGCCUACGACUUAGUAGAAGUGUCACCUAAGGCCAUAAUAAACUUGUUAAAAAGGAUGGACUGAAAGGACAACUUUAACCUAGGGAUGAGCCACAAUAGACCUCUCCUCCCCAAUUCUACCUAUUAGAAAAUAACUAUUCAAACUGGCCACAGUGCAUACGGUAUUACAAAUCAGAGACAUGGUAGGUACGGGACCCACUUCAGAUUAGCCAACAGAGAAACAAUAUUUAAAUGGUGAGAUAACGGGACAUGUUAUGUAGAGUAAAUGGCAAUAUAAGAAAUACCCAUGAACAUCUGUUGAAAACAUUAGUAAUAGUGCAAUUGUGUCUGAUUUGUUACAAACAAGAAUGCAACUUCCAAAUGUCAGUAUUUCACCUUUGGGUGCGCGGGUGCAAGUAGUGAGAGAGGUUUUGACACAUUUGACUUAGCGCACAAGCUUUAUUACUUUUAGUAAUUCUAGUAUUAUUUCUUAUUCUGUGGAGACUACUGAUGUAACGAAUGUCAUUUUUUUAACAUUCGCGGAUACGAAUGCGAAUAUCUGCUACUGACAUUCGCGAAUGCGGAUGCGAAUGCGAAUGUCCAGUUUUUUUUAAUUUGUUUCUAUUUUGUAAUGUUUCCUAAAUUUUUAAUGAAAAGUUAAUUGAUAUUUAGUGUAAAUCAAUCUGAAUCUUAAGCUUUAUUCCAUAAUACCAAAUAAUAAAAAAAAGUGAAGGCUGAUAAUGUGAUUAUACAAGGUUAAGUUCUAUCUAUCUACUGCCCUUCAUUUGUCCAAAGUUGAACGUAGGCCUCCCCCUUACUUUUCCACUCUUCUCGGUUCAGUGCUAAUGCUGUCGAUCUGGUCGCUGCGUAUCUGUUUAGGUCAUUCGACCAUCUCGUCUGUGGUCUGCCCCUUCCUCUUUUGUAGUUCCAAGGUCUCCAGUGAGUUAUCGCUUCAUUCCAUCUUCCGUCUCUUUGUCUGCUGUUGUGUCCUGCAUAUCUCCAUUUGAGAGUAGCUGCAUGUUUGAGGUUAAGUUACCUUUUCUUAAUAAAAAAAGAUGAGAAGUGAAUAGAUUUUGAUUUUAUUAACCUAAUAUUAUCUUAAAAUUAUUUUUUUCUGGUUUUCAUAUUCGCAAAACAUUCGCACAAAUUUUGCGAAUGCGGAUGCGAAUAUGCAAAAACAUGCGAAUAUUCGCGAAUGCGAAUGCGAAUACGAAUAUUCGUUACAUCACUAGUGGAGACUUGUAUAAUAAAACUUAUUUCACUGUAUAAAACUUUUUAGACCGGCUCCUUCUUGUAAAUUAUUAGCAAUUCUUCUGUUAAAAGUAGUACUGAUCACAUUUUACGUACUUUUAGACAGUACUAACACUAACACUCUUGUUAUAUUUACUUUUUUAUUUACUUUGAUUUUACUUACUUAUUUAAUUUUAUUAACAUGUUGCGGGUAGCCACAUUCUCUUGUUAAAUAUUAAAUAUUUAUUGACAGGGCAACUGGACAACUGCCAACUAAACCAUAUUAUCUCCAAAACUAUUAUACUUAAGUUGGUAUAAGUUGGCAGUUCGUGCAGAUCCUGUAAGAGUGUAUUUUAUAGUAAAUGUUAGAGAAUAGUAUUUAAUGUUGUUAUUAAUGUUAAUGAAUUAUUGAAACUGAAAUAAUAUAUUAACUGAAUUAUAUGGUUAUUAGGUAAAUAUUUCGAAAAAUAAUGAUCUAUGAGUGAUUUUUGCAUAAUUUUUCAUCAAAAUAUUGUAACAAAUACUCUCAAACGAAAUCUAACUUACAGGUGGAUGAUUUUAACAGUUAUGAGUUAGUUUCUGACUAAUACGACUAUUCUAUUUUCAGCAAGACCAAGAUUGCAAAAUUUGAUUUAGCAGAACCGGACUUACAGCCAUUUAUUCAUAACAAGGUUCCCACUCACCCCCACCUUUUAUUUGCAAAGGUAGACUUAAACUUGUGAAAUCAAAUAUGCGCAGAAUUUUAUGAAAAAUACGAUGAUCGAAUUUCCAGUGCCUCUUCAUUGGGAAAAUUUUGUAAAAUUUAGAUUUUUUAAUUUUUGAUAUUCAAUUACGCCCUCUAACGGUGGACCCACAAUUUUUUUGGGCAACUUUUGUUAUAAAAUUUUUUUUCUUAUAGCUGUACUAUAAACGAUUCUUGAGAUAUGGCCGAGAGCCAUUCUUAUUGGGACACCCGGUACAUCUGUGUAUCAGAAAGGGAAUGAGUGUUGAAUUUUAAGAAUGUUAAUUUUUAGCGAUAAGAACAUUUUUGUAUUAAAUAGCUCGUUGGGAAGGAGCUGCACAUUAUGAAAUAAAUAAUGAAUUUGACAGUUUGUGGCUAAUUUCAAAAAGAAUAUUUGAUAAACGCUGGCAAGUCACAAUGAAACAAUUUUGGAAUAUUGUUUAACAUUAGUUCAUUAUUUUUCUAUUUAUGUAUUUUUUUUUUUUAAUUUUAAGUUUAUUAUUUAUUUAGCAUAUUAGUCAAUUAUUUGGUAGUUUCAGUGUUAAAAAUAACGUUCAAUACUACUAGUGCCUAAAGUCGAACAGUAAAUAAUUAUUUUAUUCAGUUGAGACAAAUAAAACAGCCAUUUCUUUUAGGUUUGGUUUUCUUUGGAUUCCUCUCAAAACAAACUGUUUUUGACGUUUCAAUCAAUCUUUAGCGGUCCCUAGAGGUGGAUAUUAGCAUUAAUAUGUAGCACAAACAUUGUUAUUGUGCAAUAAUACUGAAUAUAAUAGGUUUGUUCCAACCCGUCACAUUACCGUUCUUGAAUGGUUACGCGUAUGCGCAGUAACACAUUUUCGUUACUGCGCAUACUCGUAACCAUUAAGACCGGUAAUUGUGACGGGUUGGAACAAACCUUAUGAGAACAAGAAGUAUAUUCUCAAUCAGGAUUUGGUAUUUAUUGUUAAUAUAUAGGGAAACAAAGACGAACUAAGAUUUGUUUUAGACUAUACCCAGGAGUAUCACAGAUUGCAAGUAUUGUUAACUGUCACUAGGAAGGAUUAGAGCAAUAGAAUUUAAAAAAUUAACUACUCUCCUUUUUUAUUUUGUGCUAUAACUAAUAUUGUAAUGGUCACAUAACUUCUUGCCUGCAAAUUGACAGUCAAAAUGAUUGUGUAAUAUUUUUGUGCGCUAUAUUCUUUGUUUAGGGGCCGCAUUAGAUAAAUUAACCACUUUGUCAAGUCAUAGUUUAAUAUGUGUUAGUCUUGAUGUUUAUUUUUUCUUCUUUUUCGUCAUUAAAAUAGGGAAACACAAUUUGAUGUAAUUAGUACAAAAAGCAAUACAAGGAAUUCAUACACAAAGUAGGAAUAUUAGAAGGAUUAGUAUUUUCAAAAUCGGAAAAAUAAUUAAAGAGGGAAUGCAGAACAGCUAAAUCGCCAGGCACUUGUUUGUAAGGGACUUCUAAAGCACAAUUUAAUUACUGCUUUUGUACAUUGUAAUUGUUUGUAUAAUAAAAGAUUGUCUAAUUAUAUUCUCACAUUUUGAUAUUUACUGUCUAUAUAAAGAAAAAAAGAGAAAAGUAAUUUGUAUAUUGAGUAUAUUGAGGUGUAUAGCAUUUUGGUUAUAAUGCCAUGAUUGGAUUAAAUAAAAUUAGACCCAUCGAAAUUAUUGUGCAAUUAUUUUUACGGUUCAAAAAGGGAAAAUUAAAGUAAAGAUAAUAGAAAGUAACCCUUCCAUCACUUUAAAGGCCCUCCAUGGGACACUUCAAUUCAGGUGUUACUUUUUAGUUGACAUUGCUAUCAAACUAUUGCAAAAUUGUGCAAUAAUUAUGACAGUCGUAUACACUUACUAUAUUUUCUCACUCAGAUUUAGAUAUUUAUUAUUAAUAUAAAGGGAAAACAUAUAUUUCAUGUAAGUGUAUAUUUCAGUUUUCUAGCAUUAUGGGAUUUGAAAAGCAAAGAUUAUAGCAAUAAUAUAAAAUGUACUAUAAGUACAUCUUUUUUAUUGAUUUUAUCAUAAGUCAUAAUACAAUGCUCACAUAAAUAACAUGGUACCUCGUGUAGGCUGAUUAUCAAACUGACAAUACUAUAAAAGUAUUGUGAAAUAUAUUUGUGCAAUAUAUUGAUCAAAAUAUUGUUCGUCUAGGGACUGCUUUAGGUAAACAUACGACUGUAUCAAAUUGUAUGAUAAAUUUUUUUUUCAAUAAACUAUGGAAACUUACUCUUUUAUAGUACAAACAGGAAUAUGAACUUUUAAUAGCUGUAAAAGGGUUAAAGUAAACCCUCCAGGCACUGUAAAGUUUAAAUGGUACUAAGUAGUAAAAAUAUUGCACAAUUAUGGAUAUUAUGAAAUAUAAUAUUCUUUUUAUCAGACUUUCAUAUUUAUUGUAAAUAUAAAGGGAAAACAAAUCACAACAUUUAUUUUAGAAUAUAUUGAGGUAUAUCACAGUUUACCAUGAUAAUAGAAUGUCAAAGCAAAUAAUUAUUGCCAUAGAAUAAAAGAAAAAAAUAUAUUCCUUAUAUUUUCUACGUAUGUAUAUGAUAUAACUAAUAAUGAAAUACUCGAUUAACUUAAACAAUGUAACUUGCAAGUUAACUUUUAAAAUAUUUGUGCAAUAAUUUUGUGCCAUCUAUUGAUCUUAAUGUUAAAGAUGUAGGAUCCCCUUUAGAGAAAUAUUGUACCUACUGUGUUAACUCAUAUAUUAAUCGAAACGUCAAUAUUGCUAUCAAUUUAUUGCACAAUUAUUGGCUAUUGUGCAAUAAUAGUUGCAGUUGUGUUGAUAUUAAAGCUUCUUUUAUAAUUUGCGUUCUAUUUUGAUCGACGUUGAAUAAAUUUAAUCUAGCAUCCACUAAAUUCUCUAGACAAUUAUUAUGAUGAUUACUAUGAUGUUUAUUUUCUCUAGUGUACUAUAGUACUUUUCAACGCUUCUCAUUUGUUUCGAGCUUCUGUCAUAUGUCGUAUAAUCCGUGUAUAAUAUUAAUAUACGAUAUAUGACAGGAGCUCGAAACAAAUGAGAAGCGUUGAAAAGUACUAUUACUAAGCAACAAGAAAAAUGAAAAGAAUAUGGAAUAUGCACUUAUAGAGUUAUAAAAUGGUUUGAUUGAUAUUUGUAUAGAAUAAUGGUUCAAUCCAACAAACUGGUACAUGGAUUGUUUAAAAACUUAAAAGAGUAGUCUUAACAGCUUGAUUUAAAUCCAAAAUGGUCACUAGAAACACAAAAUGAUUUUGUUGAGUCUUUUUUAUAGACUUUUUUUAUAAUAAGUAUAAGAAAUAAGCAACAAUCGCCAAUAUAUUUUUUAAAGUCUACUCUUUUUAGUUUGUAAAGAAUCCAGAAUCUCAUUACAUAUAUAUUUUUAUAUAAACUACAGUUUUAUGUUAAUCGUACUUAUGAUCUGACAAUUUUGCAUUUACUUUUGUAUUGCUAAUUGGAUGAGGUUUUUAUACAACUUUAAAUUUUAAUAAAAUGUUUUAAUAAAA